Molecule: messenger RNA, 1104 nt
Organism: Coregonus clupeaformis (lake whitefish)
Lineage: Eukaryota; Metazoa; Chordata; Actinopteri; Salmoniformes; Salmonidae
Product: diamine acetyltransferase 1
Exons: 6
Coding region: 190-714 (174 amino acids)
Molecular function (GO): N-acetyltransferase activity
Source: RefSeq, a predicted model, not a curated record
AAAGCACGAUCCCCAGCUGAUCCGACCCAGACAGGUCCCUGCUGCAUGAAAACUCUCCCGACAUAGGCGUCAGGAUCCCAGACUGACUGUGGAGGUUUAAACUCCUGGGACGCGAAUGAAGAAACUUCUCCUGCUUCACUUCACGUACAGAGGUUUAGUGAGAAAAGGGAAAAAGAGUAAAAGAAGAAAAUGGAUCGUUUUAAAUUGCGUAAAGCGGAACCAAAAGAUGUGCCUGACAUACUACGACUCAUAAAGGAACUGGCUAAAUAUGAAGAAAUGGAAGAUCAAGUGAUACUGACUGAGAAAGAUCUGCUCGAGGACGGAUUCGGUGACCAUCCAUUUUACCACUGCGUCGUGGCCGAAGUCCCCAGUGAGCAGCAGAGCAACAACAACGGUCCUGUGGUGAUUGGGUUUGCCAUGUACUACUUCACCUAUGACCCCUGGAUCGGCAAGCUGCUUUACCUGGAAGACUUCUUUGUCAUGAAAGAGUACAGGGGGUUUGGCAUCGGCUCAGAGAUCCUCAAGCUCCUCAGUCACACGGCAGUCAAGACUCGCUGCAGCAGCAUGCACUUCAUCGUCGCCGAGGGCAACCAGGCGUCGAUAGAGUUCUACAAGCGUCGUGGCGCCGCCGACCUCUCUCUGGAGGAGGGAUGGAGACUCUUCAAGAUCGACAAAAGCUCCCUCCUCAAGAUGUCCUCCGGCCCCGAAGAGUGAGCUGGCCCUGAGACACAUAGAAAGAUGGGGGUGGGAGUGAGAGACUUGGGGUCAAUUCCAUUUAAAUUCAUUUAAUUCUUUGCCUGUCUCUCACUUCAGCUGUGGGGUGGGGGGUGUGACUACUGACAGUAGAUUACUAUUAAAAGGGGCAUUAAACCUUACUAAUCAUAUGUGUGCACUAACUUUCUCAAUCUAGUUGCACUUAAUUUAGGGUUCCAUUUAUAUAUUUUUUUAGAUCGCGUAUUUUAUCUGUGGCCAUCGUUUUUAGUAGUUGUAGUACAAGUUUACGUUUUUUUUUUUUUUUGCUAAUCAAUGCACCUUAGGAUUCCUAGCUUUCUCUGUAAUUUGAAUGUUUAUUAUGAUGUUGGUGGAAUUAAAAGGUUCAGAGCA